Molecule: messenger RNA, 573 nt
Organism: Benincasa hispida (wax gourd)
Lineage: Eukaryota; Viridiplantae; Streptophyta; Magnoliopsida; Cucurbitales; Cucurbitaceae
Source: RefSeq, a predicted model, not a curated record
AUGGUGGGUGAACUGACUUACUUCGUGGGAUUCCAGAUUCAGCAGCUAAAGGAUUGCAUAUUUAUUUCCCAAAGCAAAUAUGCGAAGGCCCUUGCCAACAAAUUUGGGCUUGAAAAUGCUAGAGCAAAAAGAACUCCUGCCCUCAUUCAUGUCAAAUUAUCAAGAGACUCUAAUGGUGCUACUGAUGAAAGUUCAUACCAAAGUAUUAUAGAAAGUCUGUUGUAUCACACAACUAGUAGACCAGAUAUAGCAUUUAUAGUGGGAGUGUGUACAAGAUAUCAAGCAAAGCAAAAAGCCAGUCAUCUACUGGGAGCCAAACGAAUCACCAAGUACAUAAGUGGUACCUAUGAGUAUGGUCUUUUGUAUUCUUUUGAUACCAACAACUCUCUUGUAGGAUAUUGUGAUACAGAUUGGGCUGAAAGCUCAGAAGAUCGAAAAAGCGCUUCGGGUAGUUGUUUCUUUUUAGGAAACAAUCCGCUGUCCUGGUUUAGCAAGAAGCAAAACUGUAUCUUCCUCUCUACAACUGAAGCUAAAUAUGUUGUUGUGGGAAGUAGCUGUACUCAAUUACUCUAG